Messenger RNA from Rhopalosiphum maidis (corn leaf aphid), 534 nucleotides. RefSeq lists its product as uncharacterized. The record is from RefSeq and is a predicted model, not a curated record. NCBI's taxonomy places the organism in Eukaryota, Metazoa, Arthropoda, Insecta, Hemiptera, Aphididae. The coding region runs from base 1 to 534 and encodes 177 amino acids. The transcript is spliced from 5 exons.
AUGUCAUCAAAAGAAGAAUACCGUACGGUAUUAGAAACAAUAUAUCCUUGUCAAUCAAUAAAUGCAAUACAAACUAACAUAUAUUUCCGUAAAAGGACAUCAAGUAUAACUGAGAUGAAAGGAAAUUUUACAUUGCUGGUACCUUUUGACGAUAGUCUUACAAUUAAUAUAAACUUGGCAUCUUGGAGUUUAACUGGUGGUUGGAAACCAAAUUUAGCGGUAUUCAUAGCAAUAAAUGCAUGUAGUAGUUUGAAAACGGUCCUUGGAAACGUGUGGUAUUCAUUAAUGAAGGCUUUUAACUUUCCUAAAACUAGCUGUCCACUAUUACCGAUAAUUUAUAAAAAUAAUGAUUUAAGCACAUAUAUUACAUCAGGAAUAGAUUUAAAGGAAUUUGAAGACCAUCAUAACUUUCCAAAGGUGUAUUUUUAUGGGAAACAUAAAGUAUUGUAUAAGACGAAAAAUAUAGAAAAUAAAGUAUUAGGUUGCUUUGUAUUAGAAUUGAGUCUUAUAUGUCCGCGAGAAUACCCAAUUUAA